UCCAGUAAAAAAAAUUCAGCUGUUGGGGCAUAAAUUUCACUUGAAGUUUUGCUUUGAAAAAAGUGAAUUUUAUCUAUUGAAUUUAAAAAAAAAUUUGAAAAUAAGUUUAUUAUUAAACUUAAUUUAUUAUUAUUAUUCUUCUUAAUAUUAUAAAAUUCGUUUAUGAAAUGGGAGGUCGAGGUAGAGGAAGAGCAUAUAUUCGAAAUGCCAAUGUGCAUCUUAAUCGACCAGGUCAAAGUAGUGAACAAAUUUCAACAAAACCAUUGAAAAAUGAUGAAUCUAACGAGAUUAUUAAAUUAAUUGAACAUUUACAAAUCAAUGAAUAUACAACGGACAUUGAAGUUCAUGAAAUGGAAAAAGUUUUAAUCGACGCUGCGAAGAAUAAAAAAUUAAAAGAUGUGUUUGAUGAACUUCAUGAACGUGCUUUGGACGAUCGACAAUUUGGAAUUAAAUUUGCAAUUGUUUUUAGCAAUAAAACAAUUUACUCAUUGGAAAUAAAUGAUGGGACUAAAUUGCAAAUGGUUUUAAUGAGAGCACUACAAAAUACAUAUAUGAGUCAUGAAGAAAUGAUAAAACAGAGUAUAUUUCGAUUUAGAAAUGCAGCAUCGCUAUUGGGUGAGGUAUACAAUCGAUUGAGAAUCGCAUCUCUACCAGUGAGAAUUCUUGAAGAACCAUUACUUCAUUAUAUGAGAAUUUUGCUUGUUAAUUGUGAAGAAAUUGACAUUGAACUUGUUACAACACAGAUUUCGAUAAACGGUCGCAAAAUUUAUGAGGAAAAUCAAAAGCAACUGGAGACUUUUAUUGAGUCUGUGAAAAGUGUUAUUAUUAGUGGUAAUGUGAAUCCACGAUCACGUUGUAUGCUUUUAUUUUUAAUUGAUCUCGCCAAUCACAGAUAUAAUCCACUUUCGGGUGAAUUACAAAAUUUUUACGUUAAUCAUCUUGGAACUCAAACAUUUAUAAGUAUUCAACGACACACCGAUCUUCUCACUGUGAAUACAAAGACAAAGAAUCAAAUUGAAGACGGUGAUUUGGACAGCGUUUCCGUGAAAAGUGAAACAAAAUCAAUUGAUUCUGUUGGUAUUUUAAUGAAAGCACCAAACUCUGAUAAUAUCGUUGUUAAUCAAGAUACACGAGUGAUAAAUAAUGAACGAUCAAAGCAACGUCCUGGUGAUGUUGCUCUUGGUCGUGGUCAAAUUCUUCCAAGAGCAAUUCGUGGUUCUGGUGCGACGGAUCAAAGAAAUAUGAAAAAAUCACCAAGGGGCAAAAAGGAUAAAUUAACUGACGAACAAGUUUGGUCAUCAAAACAAAAUAGUUCAAGUAAAGUUUGGGGACAUGAUGAUCGUUUUGAGAAGGAUUAUGAUUAAAAUUUUCUCCAUAUAUAUUGCUAUAUAUAAUAUCAAAAUAUUUCGAGUAUUGUGAGAGAAAAAAAAAUCGACCGUUUUCGAAAAUAAUCGUUUAUAAUUUAAGACAAUAAUUUUCGAAAACAAUAAUUUUUACAUAAAUUUAAGAAUCGUGAGAUUAUUAUUAUUUUUUAAAAUUGUAGUUUACUACAAUAUAUUUGACAUUUUUUUUUUUUUAUACAAUUAAGUAGAAGAAUACGAUUAGAAAUUUUGUUAUGUACAAAUUACAGUGAAACCCACGUAUAUCGGACCCGCAUAAUUCGGAUUCCCGCUUAUAUAGGAUUUUUUUGUCCGGUCCCUUGAAAUCCAAUAUACGUGUGUUUCACUGUAUUUAAUUUAGAAAAAAAAAUUAAGUAGGUAGUUUUUUCAAUUUAUGUCAUACAUUUAUUUAGGGGCACAUUUUUUUUUUCUAAAUAUUUUCAAAGUGAUUUAUUAUUAUUGAAAGAAUUUUCUUUAAAAUAUUGAUUAAUUGUAAUUAUGCUUAGAGAAUUUAAGCACAAAAAAAUUUUUAGGUAUAUAAUUUCAGUAUAUAUUUAUAUACUUAUGAAAUUUGAAAUUUACACACAAAUUUUAGGUUUAUUCGUUACUUUUUUACGAUGUAAUAUGAUAAACAAUUUAGCUAUACCUAAAUCAUAAAUUAUAGUAAUUGCACAA
This is a messenger RNA of Leptopilina boulardi, 2054 nucleotides long. RefSeq lists its product as uncharacterized. Gene Ontology annotation, biological process: regulation of translational initiation. The record is from RefSeq and is a predicted model, not a curated record. The transcript is spliced from 6 exons. NCBI's taxonomy places the organism in Eukaryota, Metazoa, Arthropoda, Insecta, Hymenoptera, Figitidae. Gene Ontology annotation, molecular function: translation activator activity. Bases 168 to 1364 code for a protein of 398 amino acids.